GUGACGCCACUACUCCCUGUAGCCAUAUUGUUAUUACUUUCAAGGCAACGAGUGAGCCGCUACCCGCGGACAGCAAGGUAGAGGGCGACUGACAAGUGUGGAAUUUCAUUAAACGAAGCUACAAGUUACUUGUAAAUUGCUGGUCGAAGUUAAAGUCGGAACAUGAAAUCUCCAAGGUGUUGAAAGCGUUCCACCAGGAUACUGUCCCGUGUUCAUGUCAAUGUUUUCCACAGUUGUCAAGUUGGCUGGAUGUCCUUUUGGUGGUGAACCAUUCUUGAUACACACGGGAAACUAUUGAAAAACCCAGCAGUGUUGCAGUUCUUGACACAAACCGGCGAGGCUAAGAUGGUGGACCGGCUGGCGAACAGCGAGGCCAACUCCAAGCGGAUCCAGGUAGUCGAGGGCUGCUUUGGCGCGGCGGGCCAGCCACUGGUCAUACCGGGCCGCGUACUCAUCGGUGAAGGUGUGCUCACCAAGCUGUGUCGCAAGAAGCCCAAGGCGCGCCAGUUCUUCCUGUUCAACGACAUCCUGGUGUACGGCAACAUUGUCAUCCAGAAGAAGAAGUACAACAAGCAGCACAUCAUCCCGCUGGAGAGCGUCACCAUCGACACGGUGGCUGAUGAGGGCGACCUGCGGAACGGCUGGCUCAUCAAGACACCCACCAAGUCCUUCGCUGUCUACGCCGCCACCGCUACUGAGAAGUCAGAGUGGAUGAGCCACAUCGGCAAGUGCGUGGGCGACCUGUUGGAGAAGAGCGGCAAGGCACCGACUGGCGAGCACGCCGCCGUCUGGAUACCAGACUCAGAGGCCACCCUUUGCAUGCGCUGCCAGAAGAUCAAGUUCACGCCCCUCAGCCGCCGCCACCACUGCCGCAAGUGCGGAUAUGUGGUUUGUGGCCCGUGCUCUGACAAGAAGUUCCUGCUGCCCAGCCAGUCAUCCAAACCGGUGCGUGUGUGUGAGUUCUGUUACCUGCAGCUGGCCUCCGCAGGAGGGGGGAUGGGCUUAGGCCCACGCUCGGACUCCUACAGCCGGUCAGGGUCAAAGUUCAACAACGUGUCGGACGACGAAGAUGAGGAGGACAGCAGUGACUGAGGAAGGCCUUCCUGACAGCCUUCCAUCUUUCCCCUUUUAGUAAUCAAUUAGCAAUAUUCCACUAAUAAUUACUUCUUUUUUUAUUUUUAUCCCUCCACAGCUUAAAAAUAGCGUAGGAAGAUUAAUUAAUUGGACAACAGUGUUUUGAAGAAACAUUCUCUUUUUUCUUGCUGAAAUAAAUGUUUUUUAACGAUAAUAUAGUGAAAUGCUUGAUCGGAAUUGUAGUAAGUUUGGUUAAAAAUAUCCCUCACACUAUUAGUAGUAUGGCUGCUUCCUGUAUGGCAUGCUCCAUAGUCCAUCCUCUUUGUUCUCCAUUGAACAGUGGACCUCACUACAGGAGCGAAUGAUGCUAGGAGUAAUGUAGCACCUCUCAUUGUCUCUCUGCUAAUGUCAUCCUCGCUUCUAUUACAUUCUUGAUUUCAUUUCCCCUUAUAUAUAUUUUUUUUACCAAUGAACCUUAAGAGGUGUGUUUACAUGCCUCAAUGCUGAUAUUUCUGCGGGGAGAAGUGAUUAGCAUUCAGUCACACUUUACAUAGUCUUACCUACCCCUUUAAAUAUUUCAGGUAAAAUACCUGUAGGUGCUUUUUUUUCUCGGUUUUUAAACUGCUUCAGUAUUUUCUAACAUAAAUAACCCCUCCUUAACUAACCUCUCAAAUGAUUACAGUAUCAAAGCCAGAAACGUGAACAGUCUGAUAUGUUGUCUGUUGAUUUGUCUUUUGUAGUUAGUUGCUUAUGACAAAUCGGCUAAAGCUUUAUAAUUGUAUGUUGAAGCUCCUCUUGGUGUGUGUCUUAGCAUAGAGUGGUGUCCAACUUUCAGUUUUGAAGUUGAAGACUUUUUCUCCACAGCUUAACUUGUAAUAGCAUGUAUUUGAAAUGCACAUAGUCAAUCAUCCCAAAAAUGUACCUCACACAGACCUUAAUUUUCACACAGUGCCUUUUGAGAAAGUGAGUUGUCUGGGCAGGACUGUUUUAAUGAGAUAUUGCAUCAGACCCUAGUACUGUAACUUCUGUUUUGAGGCUGUGUUCUGUCGGUAUAACCCUAAGUUGAAUAAUGGCUGUAGGGAGAAGUUUGUGUGAUCAUUGUGUGUGUGUAGAUGCACUAGAAAGCUUUACUUCUGAUAUUUUUUACUAAAUCAGAGAAGAGAACAUGCACCUAAAAAUACAGUCAUGCUUUGUAAGGUACUGUCCAGUGUUGGAGAUGGGUUUUGGUUCAUCUAGAGUAUUUGGCAAGUUUCUGGCUGGAGUUUCCACUGAGUGCCUCUAGAGUGCUGUGAGAGCAGAAACUUGACCUGUGAUGAUCAGGAAAUCAGCCCAUUGUCUUACUGUGGUCUCCUCAGUAUGUGACUGCUUCCUAACCUGCCCUCAAAGUUCCAGGGUAUCCUGACCUGUCAGAAAAUAAAGCUGAACUGAACUUGCCUGACCACAGAGAACGGGAUAUCAUUGCAUAACGUACAGGAAGUGUCUACCAUCGACUUCUCUCAGAGGAACCGAGAUCAUCCCUGCCCCCUCCUGUCCCUCUUCCAACUGAGCUUCCCUAUAAGGUAUGGCCAGUCUGUGUCAGCUGACGCUGACAUGUGAAAGGCUUGUUGGAGGACCAACAAUGACCUACUCGCAACCACCAUCACUUUUCACGCUGUGAAGCGAACGUGAAAUGUGCUAACCAUUUCAGGUUUUACACUCUGGGCCAGACAGAUCUAAUUCACUUUGUUUAGGUAUAGAUUAUCUUCCUGUGUUUCCAUGGGAAUCCUUUCAAAGCAACUUGUUUUUACACUUAAGCAGUCAGGCUCACAGGUGGCAUAGACUUGGAAAUAAUUUGCAGUCUUUCAGAGUAAAAUGGAACGUUUAUCCUGAAGUGUGUGUGUGUGUAUGUUUCAGAGUGACAACUGGUAAAAGGGAUCAUUUCUUUCCUUUUUAUUUUUUAGCUUCUCUAAGAAGUAACUGUAGAACCCUAUAAAAGUCCAUCUCUUUGGCAAGCAAUAAGACGUCAUACAGUACUUCAAUGUAAAUCUCCUACACCGUUGUCUCUGAUUAUCAGGUUGUAUUGUUGAAGAAGCAGAUGCUCAAAAUACUACAUCACUCACUCUAUUGAAUGUUUAUCAUUAUACCCACUUAAGCAAGUUUUGCUGUUGAUCCUACUUAUAGAUAUUGGGCACAUCUAUAUUAACGCAAAUCCUACCAUAAUCUGUAGUUUCCUUAAUCAACACAUUUGUAUUUCUUCUUUCACCUUUAAUCCUGUUGAUUUUGUAUAUUUGUAUAGCAUUUGGGAUUUGUUUUGUACAGUAUACUAUGCAGUUAUACAAAUGCCGCUGUUUCAGGUCUCUUGUGCUCGUCUCGUCUUCAUGUAUGGACCGGAUUAAACACCAGCACUUUACUCUCUUUCUCUGGAGAGAGGUCGUAAACAAGAGCUACAUGUAUGAUAUCACCUCAGGAGAGUGAGCUAGGGGGACCGACACAACCUGAGAUUUAACAUUGUACACCCAUUAAGCAAAAAUUAUGUCUGAACACAGAACUGAGGGAACAAUGUGAGAUUUCUGAAAGAGAGCAUACCAUACUGUUUUGAGUUUGUUUUCUUUGCCUGAUUAUCUGGUGUGGUUUGUUAACCACUCAAGUCUCAUGGAAUUUAAGUUCUCUCGAUUGCUAUCGGGUGACGUUUUUGUUUUGUCUCAGAUUUUGAUUUUGAUUUUCAUUUAAAUUCUUGUUUAAAACGUCUUUAAUAAAGGGCUUAAACCUGAA
Molecule: messenger RNA, 3825 nt
Organism: Oncorhynchus masou masou (cherry salmon)
Lineage: Eukaryota; Metazoa; Chordata; Actinopteri; Salmoniformes; Salmonidae
Product: pleckstrin homology domain-containing family F member 2-like
Exons: 3
Coding region: 346-1092 (248 amino acids)
Biological process (GO): endosome organization; endosome to lysosome transport
Cellular component (GO): early endosome
Molecular function (GO): phosphatidylinositol binding; metal ion binding
Source: RefSeq, a predicted model, not a curated record